CCACCAUGCCACUCGCAUGAAUGUCUGCUAUCAAGUGGCAUGAAGAGGCAGGCUAAGCUGUUUCUUGUUCGCCAUGGCGAAACCGUAGACAAUGUGGCACAAGUCUAUGCUGGCAGCAGAGACUCCGCACUUACCAACCACGGUUAUCAACAAGCUACUCGUCUAGGACAGCAUUUCAAAGUCUUAGAUCUGUCCUUCACGCACAUAUUCUCCUCCCAUCUCCAACGAGCGGUGAAGACGGCAGGAUUGAUUCGAGAGGCACAAAGUGUACCGGCGAGCGAACAUGGCCCGGCAAGAGCAAGUCCUACAGUCAUCGAACUGCCUGUACUGAUGGAGAAAGACUUUGGUGCCUAUGAAGGUAAAAAGUUCCAUGAGCUGCGCGCCGAUCAGAGCGCGCCAGAGAACAGCGGGGACAACAAAGGGGUCGAGUCUCGUACGUCCAUGUCUGGUCGUGCCGACAAGUUUCUUGAUGAACACCUUUUGCCUUUGUUCGAUGGCGCAGCUUCGGAGCCAGAUCUAUGCAUUGCGAUUGUCUCGCACGGGAUGCUUCUCUCUGUGUUGUGGAAGCGUCUUCUGUUGAGGCUCCCACCAAACAGUGUUACAUUGGCUCCUGAGCUCGCCGCUCACGCUCGCAACUCUCUAGAACAUCUGGGAGGUUGGUCGAAUACAGGUUUCUUGGAGUUGCACAUGUCCAUGGAGCACGUAACACAGCCACAUCCCGAGCCAGAACCGCAACCGAAGCCUAUCUCAAGCCCCUCAGCCAACGAUAGUGACCAAUCACCGAAAACCGAGACUAACUCCCCCCAAAUUUUGAACCAUGAUAGUGCUGUUCGUGAAUCGGAGGUUGCUCAGACGACAGAUGCUUCUAUCUCUGCACCCACUGGUGGACAGAGCAGCUGUAAGAAAUUUGACUCCACAUGGACAACUGUCAUCUUGACGGUAAAUGGAAAAGACCAUCUGAAAGGUCUGAAGCGCACUGGAGGUGGGGUUGGAAGCUCCCGUCACGAUGACUCACAGAAGAGCAUUGAAAGCUUUUUCAAGCGCCGCAAGCUUGAGUGA
Molecule: messenger RNA, 1059 nt
Organism: Periconia digitata
Lineage: Eukaryota; Fungi; Ascomycota; Dothideomycetes; Pleosporales; Periconiaceae
Source: the annotation of a GenBank genome assembly